Molecule: messenger RNA, 846 nt
Organism: Drosophila sechellia
Lineage: Eukaryota; Metazoa; Arthropoda; Insecta; Diptera; Drosophilidae
Gene: Obp83a
Product: Odorant-binding protein 83a
Exons: 5
Coding region: 232-696 (154 amino acids)
Biological process (GO): sensory perception of smell
Molecular function (GO): odorant binding
Source: RefSeq, a predicted model, not a curated record
AAACGGCAAUAAAGCAAAUUCAAUUGUGACUGCGGUUGUCAAACAAUUCUUGCGUGUCGGUUGUGUGCAGUAUCGAGUUCUGGCCAUAACUACUUCUGCUAAAAGCGAACGAGCUUGUUUUUGUUUUAUUCAGAGCUCGCAAACAAGGCCGAGCCAGGGCACAAUUUUUGCUGUUUCACGGACGGACCAGGCAGCAGCGGAAAGGAGCGAAACGGAAAGAGCCACAUUAAAAUGGCUUUGAAUGGCUUUGGUCGGCGUGUCAGUGCGUCUGUCCUUUUAAUCGCCUUGUCGCUGCUCAGCGGAGCGCUGAUCCUGCCGCCGGCUGCGGCGCAGCGUGACGAGAACUAUCCACCGCCGGGCAUCCUGAAAAUGGCCAAGCCCUUCCACGACGCGUGUGUGGAGAAGACGGGAGUCUCCGAGGCUGCCAUCAAAGAGUUCAGCGAUGGGGAGAUUCACGAGGACGAGAAGCUCAAGUGCUACAUGAACUGCUUCUUCCACGAGAUCGAAGUGGUGGACGACAAUGGGGACGUGCAUCUGGAGAAGCUCUUCGCCACGGUCCCGCUCUCCAUGCGCGACAAGCUGAUGGAGAUGUCCAAGGGCUGCGUCCAUCCGGAGGGCGAUACGCUGUGCCACAAGGCCUGGUGGUUCCACCAGUGCUGGAAGAAGGCCGAUCCCAAGCACUACUUCUUGCCGUGAACACGUGGCCCACCUUCCAGCCCAGUUCCAGUUCCAUGGCCCGUGGACCACCCGUUGCCGACCCCGCUCUAUUUAUGUGCUAGCUUAGUUUCCGCUAGUUUUCAAUAGCUGUCGAGUAAUAAACGUAGGCGAGUUGUGCAUGCAAGCUAA